Messenger RNA from Knipowitschia caucasica, 348 nucleotides. Lineage: Eukaryota; Metazoa; Chordata; Actinopteri; Gobiiformes; Gobiidae. The record is from the annotation of a GenBank genome assembly.
AUGAGUUCAGAUUUGUUUCUCCCGAUAAACCUGAAGUCACUAGAAGCCACAGAAGCCGCUGCAGGUGACAUGGCAGCGGUGCAGAGCCGUGUGGAAGUGCAGGUGUCCCCUCUCCCCACACCUCGGCCUGGACCCAACACCUUUCACAAAAACAUCUGGCUCUGCCCCACAUCUGGAAGCCUACACGUUUCUCCCCAAUUAGCGCUCCUGCUCGCUCCUCUGUAUUCCCAUGGAGCGCUAGUCCACUCACCACCCUGUCCCGCUGAUGGAUGUCGCUGCCCAGGGCUUUCAUCAGGACCACAGACACUGUUUGGAUCCGGGACGUCCCGCCUGCGCCUCCUCACCUGA